Molecule: messenger RNA, 860 nt
Organism: Dentiscutata erythropus
Lineage: Eukaryota; Fungi; Glomeromycota; Glomeromycetes; Diversisporales; Gigasporaceae
Source: the annotation of a GenBank genome assembly
GAGAAGAGAAGUCCAGGUCAGAGAUGUAUGAUGAAGCUUUAGAUGAUCUUUCUAAAAAAUUUUACAUGCUAGAUCCAUUGUUUUUUGGUGAUAUGAAGUUCCUUAUCUGCUACGCGGCAGCAGAAUGGAAGGUUGGUUUCUACGCAAUAGAUGGGACGUCGGAGGCUGCAUCAAAGCCAAGUCCCCUUUUCUCUCAAAUACCUAUUGGUAAACCGCUUAGACUACAGCCGAAUUCAGUAAUUAUAUUCGAUUACACUUCGGUCACAAAAGAAGUUUCAAUUAAGAGCUUGCCGUAUGCUGAUGAUAUAAAUUCUCGCAUUAAAUUCCUAUCAUCUAUGUACGCUUGUGCAAGGGGAUGUCUGAGCCUUGUACAAGCUGAGGAGAACUCCCCAACCAUCUGUUAUGUUGAAGGAAGUAAAGUUUAUCAAUUGAAAAUGAAAACUCGUGGAAAAAGAGCUUCGCCAGAGAAUGAAAACCAAUUACAGAUAAUGACUAAACAUGUACUCGUCGGGCUGGAAUGUCUACACAAGGGAGGUUUUGUUCAUCGCGAUAUCAAAUUGUCUAAUAUUUUGUACGUCAUAUUCGAUAAUCCAGCCAAUUCCAGUUAUGUCCUCAUCGACUUUGAACAUGGGGGAAAAUCGGGGGAGAAAAUGACAGAGUUGUUAAAAUGUUGGGAUGAUGGAACAUUAGAUCGCAAAAAAUAUACUAAAAUGUCUGAUAUAUACCAACUUGGGAAGUUGUUGGAGGAAUUUCUUAUUAUGAUUAAGUCUGAAGAGGGUCGGGACUUCAUAGUUAAAUUGAAAAGGAAGGAAAUGGAUGCGAGUGAAGCACUUAAGCAUCCGUGGCUUAUUAAUUUAUAA